UAUAAAUUAGAUAUAAAUCCAUUGCCCGACUGUCAGUAUUUAUUGAUCAUUAAAAGAGUAUCUACGCUUAAUAUUAAAUCUUCAAUUGAGUUUGAUAAAAAAAAAAUGUCAUUUAAAGUUUUGAUAUUAUCAAUUAUCUUCAUAGUAUCAAUCUGUACCAACACAAUUCAAGCAUGCAGUGGAGAACCAUGCGAUCCUUAUGGCCAGGGUCAAUGUUGCUUUGGUUAUUUAUGUGACUCUGAUUCGAGGGAGUGCUCAUCAGUUUAUCUCUACGGCAACAAUAGUCCUUUUUUUGGGAAAUAA
Messenger RNA from Cotesia congregata, 303 nucleotides. Lineage: Eukaryota; Metazoa; Arthropoda; Insecta; Hymenoptera; Braconidae. The record is from the annotation of a GenBank genome assembly.